Dendronephthya gigantea is the source of this 1522-nucleotide messenger RNA. Its product is annotated as putative tRNA pseudouridine synthase Pus10. Gene Ontology annotation, molecular function: RNA binding; pseudouridine synthase activity. The annotation marks the transcript as partial. Gene Ontology annotation, biological process: tRNA pseudouridine synthesis. The record is from RefSeq and is a predicted model, not a curated record. The transcript is spliced from 16 exons. Lineage: Eukaryota; Metazoa; Cnidaria; Anthozoa; Malacalcyonacea; Nephtheidae.
UUCAUGCUACUCAGAAGAGAUAGUGCUUGAGGAUAUUCUUCGUCUCAAAGAAUGCCUCAAAUUUGUUUGGGGCCCUCAAAUCGAGCAGGUCUUGGAUGUAGAAUUCAAUAAAAAGAGUCCAUUCACAAUUACCAUAACCCUUGAUCACCCUGAAGCCAUGAAAGAACUGGACUUUCUGACAAAUACCAAAAAAGUUUUCAAAUGUCACCCAAGGAAAAGAACGAAGGUUUCGGAGAAUGAACCUACAGUUACCUCCACUCAGCUCAUGAAUUGCAUUCAGACACUCAAAACUAGCGAGGAAUUCAAUGAAGUUGGCAAGUGUCCACCUGCAAUGGUUGAAACAUACUGUGAACUUACAAAAGUCGAAUGCUCGAACGCAUCGGUAUUCCUUGCAGGUCGUUAUAACAAGUACUCGCGAACAUUAUCACAAUCACCGUGGAUAGUGAACGGCGAGAGAAUGACAGAACAUUCAGUUGAAGAGCUCGUAGCGGAGGAAAUUAAGAAAGUUUUUUUACCAAACACUUCAAAGUUUUCAUCAGCUGGUCGUGAAGACGUGGAUGUACAAAUGCUAGGCAAUGGUCGGCCUUUCAUCUUGGAGCUGAUCAAUCCACGGAAAGUUGUUCAAACUCUUGAGCAAGUCAAGGAAUUACAGACGAGAGUCAACUCAUCCACUGAAGAUAUACAGAUCAGAGACUUGCAAAUGAUUGGAAGGGAAGAUUGCUCUAAGUUAAAAGAAGGGGAAAACAGUAAAACGAAGACAUAUCGAGCUUUAGUUUAUGUUCCUGAUGGCUUUACUGAAGAGGAAUUAAAACCAUUAAUGAACUUAAAAAAUGUCACACUUGAUCAAAAGACACCGCUCAGAGUCCUACAUCGACGUCCCUUAGCUGUUCGCCAACGUAAAAUUUUGUUCAUGUUUGGAGAAUAUAUUGAUGAUAAACAUUUCACACUUCAGUUAUGUACCGAGGCGGGAACAUAUAUUAAAGAAUUUGUUCACGGGGAUUUUGGCAGAACGCAGCCAAACCUUUGUACAAUUAUGAAGAAAGAAACGGAUAUACUUGAACUGGACGUUGUGUCAGUAGAAGUUGAUUGGCCUCCGAGUAUUGACACAUGAAGGACGCGAGGGGAAAAAGCUGGUUUGCUGGACGAAACAUCGCUCCAGGAAAGGACCUUGGAGCCACGGCUGUUACGAAUGCUGUCGGAGCUUCUCUUGAUCAAAAUACUAAGGAAUGAUUAAAGAAAGAUUUUAAAUCGGUAUGUACGUUGUCGUCAUGGUGAUCAAUAGUGCUGACGAUGGUUGCUCAUCGCGUGAGAUUGUUGGGUGAACCAAAUGAACAUCAUUUUUGGGAGAGACUUUCAAAAAUGAUUUUAGACGCGCAAAAAACGAUGCACGAUGUUUAGGAUACCUUGAAUGGCUAUAAUGAACAUCAUUAUAUUUAUUGGUUAUCCUAAAGAAACAUGCAUUUGAAGAGAAAUUCGGACUUAAAUUUCUCCUGUAUAUUGAGGUUCAAUUAAAUUAUAGUUA